Messenger RNA from Scylla paramamosain (green mud crab), 3708 nucleotides. RefSeq lists its product as uncharacterized. The record is from RefSeq and is a predicted model, not a curated record. The transcript has 6 exons. Bases 203 to 733 code for a protein of 176 amino acids. NCBI's taxonomy places the organism in Eukaryota, Metazoa, Arthropoda, Malacostraca, Decapoda, Portunidae.
GGGUAUAUUGUUUUUAAAUAUUCAAUGAAAGACGUUUGGAGAACGUCAAACUUUCUUUGCCACAGAGAGAAUGAGAGGACGGGGACAAGAAUGUACAGCAAGAACUUGCAGAACUCGGACAGAAGUGAAUUACCGGAUCUGGACACCUGAGUAGGUAAAGAAGCACAGCUGCACAAGCAAAGAAGAAACACUACUACCAUGAAUGCCCAAGACUUGUAUGACAAUGUGCUGCAGGGAAGGGAGCCCCAAGAGUGACACCACCAUUGAUGAGAAACCUGAGGACAACCUCUGGCUACAACUGGGCUUUACUGUGGACUCUGAGACAGGUGAGCAUUUACUGUCUCCUGAGAAAAACAUCAGCGGAGGAGACGUGACCCUUGACUCUGUGUCUCCUCUCAACUCUCCGUCCUUCACCCUCAAUGAGACAGUACCAGACUUCAAUCUUGACUUCAACCUUGAUGAAGCCUUGAAAUUUGUUGGACUGAACUGUUCUGAGACUGGGGAAACUGUCUGGAAGCCCUCAGAGCCUGAACCCACCUCUGACAAUAAGGAAAGCCCUGGUAAGGAGGAGGAGGACAGCUUAGACACCUUGAACGACACCCUGGACGAUAUGAUCCAGGCCUCCCAGCUUCAUCCUCAACACCUGCGCUCACUACAGUACUCGCAGAGAAUGGUGACGAUGAAUGAAAUGACCAGAAGGACAUACAGGAAUAAAACAAAUGGUACAAGAUAAUGAUCUGCUGUGGUGCAAGUGGAUGAUCAAUCAGGUGUGCUGAAAACUAGACAGGUUUAUAUUUUGUUUUCUGUCUUAAGUAUUUAGUAAUUUGAUGUUUUACUUUUCUGAACCUUAUUCUGUAGACCUUUGUUGUGGUAAACGAUUUAUUAUUAAUGUCCAUAUGUUGAAGAACACUUCUUUUCUUGAUAAUCACCUAUGAUGUGACCACAAACAAAAUUCCUUCUUUCUGAUCUGUCCACUGUAAGUCCCUUGACAUUGACACUCAACAUUCACACUUGACAUUCACACACUCAGUCUCAGGUAGUAAUUUUGCCAUACCAGCAUCAAAAGUGAAUUAAUAUUGAUCACUAGAUAGAUAACACACACAAUAGCAGUAGCGGAGCAUAGUGUGAUGAGGAUGUCAAGGAACGGCGUGGCAUUAACCAGUGACUUACAGUGGCACAGAAACACAACCUCCUUGGCGGUGCGGGAUGUGGAGUGAUCGAGUCAGACAGACGGGAGUGGUGUGCUGUCAUCGUUCAGUCUGCAGUCAGGUCAUUACGGCGUGAGGUGAGGUGUGGGAGAGUGGUGGGGAGAGGAGAGGAGAGGGAAGGAGGAGGGUUGCGGAUUUCAGUCAAGUAAUGUCUUGGUGUUGUUUUGAACAUUUCCUGCAUGACAAGGUGAGCUUAGCGGGCCGUGACGCACUGGGUUCCUUACUGACUGCUGCUCAUCCAACGCCGCCACCACCACCACCACCACCACUAUAUCCAGACCAUCUCCACCUCUAUCACCACCUCCAUUACCUUCCCUUACCUCCACUUCUGUUUCUUCCAUUAUUUUUCUAGAGACUAUUAGUACACAAUCUUAGUAGAACACACAGUUUCAUGUUUUUAUUUUAUUCUAUUUUUGGCAUGAAAUGUCAUGUUAAUUUAACAAAAUGAUGUAUUAUUAUUAUUAUUAUUAUUAUUAUUAUUAUUAUUAUUAUUAUUAUUAUUGUUAUUAUUAUUAUUAUUGUCGUUAUUAUUAUUAUCAUCAUCAUCAUCAUCCUUCUUCUUCUUCUUCUUCUUUUUCUUCUUCUUCUUCUUCUUCUUCUUAUUAUUAUUAUUAUUAUUAUUAUCAUUGCAGUUUUUAUAUAGCAAAUACCGAAAAAUCGCACGUUACUUUAACUUACAAAAAUACAAACAAAUUAUUCUAAACCAAAUCUUGUACUUGUUAAUCUACUAACUUUCAUAUCAAUAAAUCCUUCACUCACUAUCUCUCUCUGCCUGACUGACAAUACCUGACUGAAUGACCAAUAGAUAAAAUACCAAACACUACCACCACGCGUAUUUUGCUAUGAUAACUACACAUCAUCUCGUACUUGCCAGUCUACUUUCACGUCAAUAAGUUCCUCACACUCAUCUCUCCCUACCUGACUAACAACACCUGACUGUUUGACCAAUAGAUGAAAUACCAAAUCAUCAAUAAAAUCUCUCUGUUUCCCUGCCAGACUGAGUAUACACGGGCGACUAACCAAUAGAUAAAAUACUACACACUACUACAAAUACUACUACACUGGCGACUAACCAAUAGAUAAAAUACUACCACUUUUAUUCUGCAAAGAUAACCUUGCUGGUCAAAGCAGUUUAGCGAUGUUUUUUUUACUUUUCCAACCUACAAAACUCCCCGGGUGUGUAUUCUGCUGUCAGUCACCUCGCCGUGUUUGCUUCCUCAGGGUACUGCUCGGGCUGCAUCCCACUCGACGAAUCAAAAUAUUUUACAGGUAGUGCAAACGGUGGUAUAUGUAGUGGGGAGUAGUGGUAGUGAUGGUCAGUAGUAGAAAUAUGAAUAGUGGGGCUUGUGUUAGUGAAAAAAAAAAGUUGUAACUUUUUUUUUUGUAGAAGAGAUAGAGAGAGAGAGAGCGCUGUCUGGUAGCAUUGUUGUUUAUCAUGGAGCCUCCUGUUGUGUUUACCGAGUGGCUGCCGCGUGGUGAAGUAUUGGUGCUAAAUACACAUGAGGCUGAGAGUGCGUGUUUUUGUUUUCACAAGUUUAGUGUGUGUGUGUGUGUGUGUGAUUCACCUACAGUCGUCUGCUGGUCACCGAGCCAGCUGUUACCCUAUGGAAAGAGCUCAGAGAUCAUAGUGACCGAUCUUUGGGUAGGACUGAGACCACUUACACACCACACACCGGGACAGCAAGGUCACAACCCUUCGGGUUACAUCUCGUAUCUACUUGCUGCUAGGUGAACAGGGCCUACACAUUAAGAGGCUCGCCCAUUUGCCUCGUGUCUGUGUGUGUGUGUGUGUUACAGUGCUUGUGUUUGCUCACACAAGGCGGUUUUCUUAUCAGAUUUUUUUUAUCUUUGUAAUGUUGAACAAUCUUGAUGCUUUUUAGUAGUUCUUGUAUCAUUCGUGCAGGACUUCUUGUGCUGCUGGUGGAUUGAAUUGGCAGUGUUCAGGAAACAAAACACAUACAUUUACGGCAGAUUACCCAGGGAGUGUAUUUCACUGCAAAGUAACAUUACGGAAUAUGAUAGACGGUUUCCUCUACAAGCAAAGUAAGAGAGAAUAGCGAGUGAUAUAUAGACAGAAAGCCACAGCUGUCAUGGACGAUAAUGACUUAGAAAUUGAGGAUGGGAAGGGAGACGAAAAAGAUAAUGAUGACAAAUGAGAAGUUGGCUGGCGGCAAGGUUACACUAGUUUGGUUCUUAUGCCUUCAAAACGAGACGGCCAACAUUUCAGACACCUGUCCGUGAAAAUAUAGUCUUCGUAAUUAAAAAUAGUCCAGCAAGAUAUUUUUAGCAUCUAUAUUUCAUGGGCUUGAAGUUGGUGGUAGCGAAACAAGAGUUUGUUUUUUUAUGCCUUCAAAACGAGAGGUACAACGUUUUAGGAAAUAGCGUGUGACAGAAUAAAAUCUUCCCUAUUGAAAUUGGUACCAUAAAAUACUUUUAGCAUCUAUAUUUCUUGAUUAUGAAGGUGAUGGUAACUUACCGUAGCAAAAUAAAUUAACACAUU